UAAGCCCUACAUUGGUCCAAUAGGGAAAACUGGGUUUCCAUUCACUUUGCAAACAAAUCUCUCUCUCUCUCUCACUCACACGCAGCAGCAGCCAAAGAAUUUUUUUUACAGAGCAUUGCUCUGAAAGCUCCACCUCCACGGUUGCACCCUGCCACUCUCUUUCUCUGUUACCAUCUCUCCCUUUCUUUCCUCCUCUAUCUUUCUUUCUUCUUUGAACUGCUAUGGACAAGAAUGAUUUUUUUUUCCAUCUCAACCAAAAUUCUUUAUAGCCUAUAAUUCUAAGGUUGGAACCCUAGGAAACCGAAUUGUUUUUGGAGGGUUUAUUUCUGAAUGUCAGAAAUCAAGGCAGUGGUUGGCCUAUCAUGGGAGCCAAGGUUGCCCAACUUGUCAUCUGCAAAGGGGUUUGCUUGUCAUGCUACAACAAAUCAUCAAAAUCAGCCUGAAAGCAGUGUACUUUGGAAACCCAGUUCGGAGCUUGUUGAUGGGCUCUUUGUUCCACCAAAUGACCCGAAGAAGUUAAACAGAAUACUCAGAAAAAAAAUCAAAGAUACUGCUGGGAAUAAUUGGUUUGACAUGCCGGCACCAACCAUCACCCCAGAGCUACAAAAGGAUCUUCAAUUGCUUAAGUUGAGGAAUGUGAUGGAUCCGAAAAGGCAUUACAAGAAGGGGGAAUCGAAGUCAAACAAGUAUUUUCAGGCAAGAACAAUCAUAGAGUCGCCAUUAGAUUUCUUUAAUGGUAGAUUAACAAAGAAAGAGAGGAAGACAUCUCUUGCAGAUGAGCUGCUUUCUGAUCGCACUCUUGGAGCUUACAGAAAGCGCAAGGUUCGAGAAAUAGAAGAAAAAAAUCAACCUGGUGGGAAUCAAAAAUGGAAGAUAAAGGGAAAACACCCAAAGAGCCGAGCAAAACAAAGGAGACACUGAAUUUUUCCCUUUACAAUCUGAUUUGUAUGUUCAACUUACCUCCCUGUGCCUGAUCACCUGCAACUGCAAUCAUAUCAUCAUUGAAGAGGCAACCAAACUGUGUCUAUGCUUUCAGGUUUAGAUUUCAGAUUGCCAAACAUCCAACGUUUGUGGAUGUGAGUUAAAUUUUAUUCGACUAAAACAGUAGUCUUAUAAUGUUUAUGAGUGAAUUAGUUGAUAGUAUUUUAACGUAGCUUUCUCUCUAUACUCUAUUGUUCCUUUCAAGUAAGGGUAUGAUACAAUUACUAUUCAUUAUGUGCCAAUGCAAACUUCUGUUUUGACUCCAA
This is a messenger RNA of Humulus lupulus (European hop), 1247 nucleotides long. Its product is annotated as rRNA-processing protein fcf2-like. Bases 331 to 921 code for a protein of 196 amino acids. Gene Ontology annotation, cellular component: nucleolus. The record is from RefSeq and is a predicted model, not a curated record. Gene Ontology annotation, biological process: RNA processing. Lineage: Eukaryota; Viridiplantae; Streptophyta; Magnoliopsida; Rosales; Cannabaceae. The transcript has 7 exons. Gene Ontology annotation, molecular function: RNA binding.